Truncatella angustata is the source of this 903-nucleotide messenger RNA. RefSeq lists its product as uncharacterized. The record is from RefSeq and is a predicted model, not a curated record. The annotation marks the transcript as partial. NCBI's taxonomy places the organism in Eukaryota, Fungi, Ascomycota, Sordariomycetes, Amphisphaeriales, Sporocadaceae. Gene Ontology annotation, biological process: long-chain fatty acid biosynthetic process. Gene Ontology annotation, molecular function: transferase activity. Gene Ontology annotation, cellular component: fatty acid synthase complex. The transcript has a single exon.
AUGCAAUGGCUGGAGCACCCUGAGACGACACCCUCGGCAGAAUACCUCAUCACUGCACCUCUUAGCUUCCCACUUAUUGGUCUGUUACAGCUCGUUCAUCUGAAGGCUAUUUGCGUGAGCCUCAGUAGCAAUCACGAGGACUUCCCCAUGUUCUUCGAAGCAUUGGCAGGUCACUCUCAGGGCGUUGUGGUCGCUGCGGCCGUUUCUACUGCAUCAAACUGGUCAGAGUUUUACGAUGCCGCUAUUAAAGCAGUAACAAUUCUGUUUUGGAUAGGAGCACGGUCCCAGCAAGUGUUCAGCCAAGAUAGCUUGCCAGAGGAGAAAGCUACCCAGUUUGAAGCGGACGGAUAUGGAAAGCCCACGCCAAUGUUAUCCGUCUCCAACAUCGACCGUCGUCAUUUGAACACGAGCAUUGCUAAGCUCAACCAGUCACUUCCAAUUGCUAACCAGGCACACAUUGGGCUGGUCAACUCAGCAACCAAUUUCGUGGUCAGCGGACCUGAAAGGACACUCGCUGCACUGAUCCAAUCAUUGAAGUCAAGCUCGGCCAAAGAGGGCCAGUCUCAAGCACGCAUACCCUUCUCUCAACGCAAGCUAACUCCAAACAUUCGAUUCCUCCCUAUCACCAUCCCCUGCCACUGUGAUCAUUUAGACACAGCGAUACCACUUAUCGAGGGCGAUCUCCUUGAUUUGUCUAUCGAGGCAACAGACUUGAAAGUUCCUGUCAACCAAACAAUGGAUGAAUCAUCCCUAGCGUCUCAGGGAGGCAAUUUGGUACCGGCCCUGAUUCGAAUGAUCACAUCUGAGCCAGUCCACUGGACCGAGAACGACUUCGGUAGUGCAACGCAUAUUGUUGAUUUCGGUCCUGGUUCGACAGCGGGCGUUGGUGCCCUCACCCACCGA